AUGUCCCUCCCAACAACCCACCAAGCAGCCGCCAUCGUCGAGAAAGGCAAACCACUUUCCCUGAUAACCCGCAAAACCCCCACCCCAGGCCCCGGCGAAGUCCUCCUCAAAGUCCAAGCUAUAGCCUUCAACCCCGUCGACAUGGCCCAGCGUGACGUCGGCUUGUUCAUCGCCGCCUACCCGGCCAUCAGCGGCUCCGACGUGGCGGGCACAAUCACCCUCACGGGGCCUGGCGUGUCGAGCGUGCAAAUCGGCGACCGGGUCACCGCAUUCGCGAGCGCCUUCUUCGCGCAGGGCAACCCGGACUAUGGCGCGACGCAAGAAUACGUGCUUGUGGCCGAGACCGUGCUGACCCCGCUGCCGGCGUCGUGGAGUUUCGUCGAGGGCUGUGUGCUGCCCAUGGCGACCUUCGUGGCGUGGAGUGCGUGGACCAUCACGGGUAUAUUGAGAGUCUGGGGGGCGAAGCGGGUAUUUGAUUAUAAGGCGGAGGACGUGGUGGAGCAGAUUGUUAGUGCGGCGAAGGAGGAUGGGUUGAAGAUGACGAAGGGGAUGCAUGCUGCUGGGUCGUCCGUGCAGCAGCUUGGGGUCGAUGUGAUGGGGGCCUUGAGGGAGGAGGGUGCUGUUUCGAAGUAUGGGAUUGCGCCGAUUGUGGAUAAAGAGGUCAAGGUCCCGGAGGGGGUUGAGACGGCGUUUUUGACGGGGCCGCAGCCCGAGGAGAGGGAUGAGUGGCUCAAGUGGGUGUUUGGGACGUGGUUGAAGGAGAAUCUUGCCAAGGGCCGGGUUGUGGCUAGUCCUCAUAUCAAGGUCCUUGACGGUGGGCUGGCAGCUGCUAAUCAGGCUUUGGAUAAUCUGAAGGCUGGCGUCAGCGCCACAAAGCUUGCGGUUGAGCUGUGA
Messenger RNA from Penicillium chermesinum, 894 nucleotides. RefSeq lists its product as uncharacterized. The transcript is spliced from 2 exons. The coding region runs from base 1 to 894 and encodes 297 amino acids. Gene Ontology annotation, molecular function: oxidoreductase activity, acting on NAD(P)H. The record is from RefSeq and is a predicted model, not a curated record. Lineage: Eukaryota; Fungi; Ascomycota; Eurotiomycetes; Eurotiales; Aspergillaceae.